GCACACGAAUCGCGCAUGCGUAGCUUUGGUACACGUGAAGCAGGCAGCAUGGCUGAUAAAACAGAAGUUGUGUUAGACCGGACUCAGGUGAAAAAGGCCGUUCAGGCUCUGCAGGCUUUCCUGAAAACCAAGUCCACCAGCGCCUCUCUGUUCCUGGACGAGGCUCAGCAAAUGAGCCUGCUCUUCACCCUGUGGAAGGUCCCCAGACAGGCACAGACCAUCCGCAUUCCCUUGCCCCAUGGCCAGCGGCCUGACACAGACGAGGUCUGCCUCUUCACCAGGGAUGAGCCCAACAUGACCUCAGAGCAGACACAGAGGUUUUAUAAGCGGCUACUGGAGGAAAAGGGCAUCAAAAACAUAUCUGAGAUCAUCCCCUACAAGGUCCUGAAGACAGAGUACAAACCGUAUGAAGCCAAGCGACGUCUGCUAGGGAACUUUGACAUGUUUCUUUCUGACGACCGUGUCCGCCGCCUGCUGCCGUCCCAUCUCGGAAAACAUUUCUACCAGAGGAAAAAAGAGCCGCUGUCUGUGAACCUGCAGAGCAAACAUCUGGCCAGAGACAUCCAGAGGCUCAUCCAGGGAACCAACCUGAAGGUCACCAACAAGGGCUGCUGCUGCAUGGCUCGUGUUGGCCACUCCGGCAUGACCGCAGAUGAGGUGACAGAAAACAUCCAGGCUGCUGUCCAAACAGUGGUGGCCAAAUUACGCAUGAAAGGACCAGUGAUGAAGCUCAUCCAUUUAAAAAGUCAGACGUCAGUCGCCCUGCCCAUCUACACCUCAGACCUCAGCCUCCUCACCGCGGUGAAGGGGGCAGAUAAGCAGGCUCAGACUCCCAAGGAAAAGGGAGGAGCAGCCAAAAAGAAAGCAAAGCAAAAACAGACAGAGAACGACACAAAACAAACAGAUACUGCUGCAGAGGGGAAAGGAGUGGAGAAGAAGGUGAAGAAAAAGAAGGCAGCGGAGGAGGAGGAAGAAGAAGAGGAGGAAGAAAUCCCACAGCUGGUUCCCAUAGAAACACCAAGCAAAAAGCCUAAACUGGAGAAGCCGUUGAAAAAGAAGCAGCUGGAGAAAGCACCCAAACCUGCUGCAGCGAAGAAAGGAACAAAAGCUCAGAGCAAACUGACAAAGAAAGCUGGCAAGGCCGACUCCAAAGUAAAAAGAAAAGUGCCUAAAGUGAAAUGAGUCUCUGCAGAGCUUCUUUUGCACAUCACCCUCUGAACCUGGACAUUUGACACAGUAUACAGGACCAGAUUGUUCAUAGAAUGGUCAAUAUAUUCAGUCUGUUUGUCUGUUUUUCUCAUUAUAUAAACUUUGUUAUCUGAAAUGA
This is a messenger RNA of Lates calcarifer (barramundi perch), 1327 nucleotides long. It is a transcript of the gene rsl1d1, whose product is annotated as ribosomal L1 domain containing 1. NCBI's taxonomy places the organism in Eukaryota, Metazoa, Chordata, Actinopteri, Centropomidae. The record is from RefSeq and is a predicted model, not a curated record. Gene Ontology annotation, cellular component: 90S preribosome.